Messenger RNA from Vicia villosa (hairy vetch), 1554 nucleotides. RefSeq lists its product as uncharacterized. The record is from RefSeq and is a predicted model, not a curated record. Lineage: Eukaryota; Viridiplantae; Streptophyta; Magnoliopsida; Fabales; Fabaceae. The transcript has a single exon. Bases 1 to 1554 code for a protein of 517 amino acids.
AUGGAGAAUAGAGAGUGGAUACGUGAUCCAACAAAAGAAAGUGACGAAUAUAUUCGAGGGGUUAACGAAUUUCUUGAAUUUGCUUUUCAAAACUCGGCAGAAAAUGGAAAAAUAUUGUGUCCUUGUGUAAAAUGUGCUAAUUGUGAUUCACAUUGUCGCUCAAGUGUUUACGAACACUUAACUGAUCCGCGCCGUGGAUUCCUUAGACGUUAUACGCAGUGGGUAUUUCAUGGUGAGAGACCCAUAACUUCAACUGGCACAACUGAACAACAUUCUGAAAUGGAGCAUGACAUGGACGGGUUACUUCGUGAUGCUUUUGCGAUGCCUCCUUUAGAAGAGACAAUUUCUGGUGAAGGAGAAAGGAAUCAAGAAGUAGGAGAAAAUGUCAAGUUUUACAAAUUAAUGAAAGAGAAUGAACAAGUUCUUUAUCCAAACUGUAAGAAGUAUAGCAAACUAUCCUUUAUGGUGCAUUUGUAUCAUUUAAAGUGUCUUCAUGGGUGGAGUGACAAGUCCUUCUCUAUGCUAUUAGAUUUAUUGAGAGAUGCUCUACCAGAAGGGAAUGUUUUGCCAAAGUCAUACUAUGAAACAAAGAAGAUGAUUUCAGGGUUAGGUUUGGGGUAUGAAAAGAUCCAUGCUUGUCCUAAUGACUGCAUAUUGUAUUGGGAUAAAUAUAUAAAAGAUCAUGUAUGUCCAAAGUGUGGUACUUCAAGAUGGAAAACAACAAAUAAGGAUGUACAAGCUAAUGGAAAAGAAACUUCUGAAAAGCGUAAAAAGUUACCCGCAAAGAUCCUUCGUUGGUUUCCAUUGAAACCGAGGCUGCAAAGGUUAUUCAUGUCAUCUAAAAUUUAUGAAUCAAUGAGAUGGCAUCAUGAUGGUAGAGUGAAUGAUGGGUCUCUUAGGCAUCCAGCCGACUCACUUGCUUGGAAGGAGUUUGACUCUCAAUACAAAACAUUUUCGUCAGAUGCACGUAAUGUUCGAUUAGGGGUUGCUUCUGAUGGCUUCAAUCCUUUUAAGACAAUGAGUAUAACCCAUAGCACCUGGCCUGUCAUACUAAUUCCCUAUAAUCUUCCUCCUUGGAUGUGCAUGAAACAAUCAUCCUUCAUGUUAUCUCUACUAAUUCCAGGCCCUAAAGGCCCUGGAAAUAAUAUUGAUGUUUAUCUACAACCAUUAAUACAAGAGCUGCAGGAGUUAUGGUUUGAUGGAGUAGAAACAUUUGAUGCCUACAAGAAAGAGACUUUCCAACUCCAUGCUGCUGUAAUGUGGACUAUUAAUGAUUUUCCAGCCUAUGCAAACUUAUCUGGAUGGAGUACUAAAGGUCAAUACGCCUGUCCCUGUUGUGGUAUUGAAACUUCUUCACGGUGGUUAAAGCACGGUGGAAAAUUUUGCUACAUGUGUCACCGACGUUGGUUAGCGCCUAACCACAAGUGGAGGUUGAACAGUAGGGAUUUUGAUGGAACAAAGGAGUCAAUAGGUCCUCCUAGAAGACAUGAUGGGGUUGAAAUUUCAAGGCAAAUAAAUGAAAUUAGAGAAGAAGGUUUAGAGAACGGGGCAUAA